Molecule: messenger RNA, 1424 nt
Organism: Vitis vinifera (wine grape)
Lineage: Eukaryota; Viridiplantae; Streptophyta; Magnoliopsida; Vitales; Vitaceae
Product: UMP-CMP kinase 3
Exons: 7
Coding region: 148-933 (261 amino acids)
Biological process (GO): UDP biosynthetic process; 'de novo' pyrimidine nucleobase biosynthetic process; CDP biosynthetic process
Cellular component (GO): nucleus; cytoplasm
Molecular function (GO): UMP kinase activity; ATP binding
Source: RefSeq, a predicted model, not a curated record
AUAAGAGGCCACGCGGAGAGCCAAUGGCAAAUCGCAACCGAGUUUUGGCUUUUCAGAGCUCCCCCGUUUCCCUCUCAAUUCUCUCUUCUCCAUUUCUCCACCACCACACAGAAGAUAGUGUACAAGGACAAUACUUGAUUGGUACUCAUGGGAAGUGCUCCUGAGUCUGUCAUCAAGGAAACAAAUGAAAACUUGCUAGCUGAGAAGAAGGUUAAAGUUGUUUUUGUCUUAGGUGGCCCAGGCAGUGGGAAAGGCACCCAGUGUGCAAAUAUUGUGAAACACUUUGGGUACACUCAUCUCAGUGCUGGUGAUCUUCUACGAGCAGAAAUUAAAUCUGGUUCUGAAAAUGGGAAUAUGAUUCAGAGCAUGAUUAAGGAGGGAAAGAUUGUUCCUUCAGAAGUAACAAUUAAGCUUCUCCAACGAGCAAUACUGGAAGACAGUAAUGACAAAUUUCUUAUUGAUGGUUUUCCCCGUAAUGAGGAAAACCGUGCUGCAUUUGAGGCUGUUACUAAAAUUGAACCCGAAUUUGUCCUGUUUUUUGAUUGUUCGGAAGAAGAGAUGGAGAGGCGCAUUCUGAACCGGAAUCAGGGAAGAGAAGAUGACAACGUUGAAACAAUAAGGAAGCGAUUUAAGGUGUUUUUGGAAUCUAGUCUCCCUGUUAUUGAGUAUUAUGAGUCUAAGGGGAAGGUUCGGAAGGUAAUAUUUUGUUUAUGCUUCUUUCUUAACAAUAUUCUUGCAUGUUUAUUGCUACCAGUUGAAUUAUUGCUUUGCCCUCAGAUUGAUGCUGCACAGUCGAUUGAAGAGGUUUUUGAGGCAGUCAAAGCUGUCUUCACCCCAACAAAUGAACAGGUAAAGCACCAUUGUAAUCUCUGGUGGAAUUUUAAAGUUUAUUGGUUCUGUUUUGGACACAAUAAAAUUAGGAAAAGGAGAUAAACAUUGCUGUUGAACAGAAUGAGUAUUAUCCUGAUGGUAUUAAUGCUUAGCAGUAUGUUUUUAUAAUAUUUAGUGAUGGAGAUAUAUGUUCAGUUCUGGGCCUUGUAGGCAGCCUAUAGUCUGGAAAAAAAAAAUUGAUAUCUUGUUAUUAUAUUAUGAUUGGCAAACUUCUUCAUUAACAUGAGGGAAGCUAUCAUUGUUGCUGAACAUUCGCACACCCUGAGCUUUGUGAUGUUGAGAUUUAAAAUAAGAACUACUGUAUUUUUGUGCCCGCAUGUUCCACCGCUUCUAAUGCUGCUGGAAUGAUGAAAUGGGGGAAUUUCUUUUGUCAUUGGGAAUAAUUUGGACUUGCAGAUGGUGGGAAAUUUGUGGUUAUGAAAAAUUUGAGAAUGUAUUUCAAGAACUAAUAUUUCAAGUGGCUCUAGUAUUUGGUAUGAUUGUAAUCCAUUUGUUAUCAACCGUACCUAAUAAAAAUGGAAAUUUGUGUAUGA